Messenger RNA from Helianthus annuus (common sunflower), 810 nucleotides. RefSeq lists its product as uncharacterized. Gene Ontology annotation, biological process: root development; shoot system development. The record is from RefSeq and is a predicted model, not a curated record. Bases 1 to 810 code for a protein of 269 amino acids. The transcript has a single exon. NCBI's taxonomy places the organism in Eukaryota, Viridiplantae, Streptophyta, Magnoliopsida, Asterales, Asteraceae.
AUGUCUUUCACAUCAUCUUCUUUGUUAUCCAAGAAUCGUCAUGCCAUUCGAUCCAUUAGUUUGCCAACUCGAUCACACCCGAGCACGCUUCAAGUCGAAGAGGAACUUGUCAAAUUCAAAACUUGGGAGACAUCUGUUUCAUGUAUUUCUGACGCAGAAACAAUUUACCACGGUCUAACAAAUCUUGGUAGAUUGUAUACAUGUGUAGACGAUCUACUGAGUUUGCCACUGACCCGCCAAGCCCUUUUGCACCAUCAAUAUGAGAAAGUGGUCCAUGAGUUGGAGGAUCGAUCCAUGAGGCUUUUGGACAUUUGUGGCUCUUUCAGAGACAUUGUUUCACAAGUCAAGGCACAUGUAAGAGAUGUUCAAUCAGCAUUGAGGAGAAAAGGGGAUCUAAAUCAUCUGAACACAGAUGCUUCAUUCCUAAAGAAACUAAUCAAGGAUGCCAAAAAAAGUGUUGCGGAGUUUAAUCAAAUCGAUCAUGCUUACAGCGCAAAACCCUUAGAUAUUGUCCCUCAUCUUGCUUUGGUGAUUCAAAUACUAAGAGAAGUGAGUGAAGUCAGCAUUUCUGUCUUUAGAAGGCUCUUGUCCUAUUUGUCGAAAUCCAUUUCAAAGCCAAAGCCGACAACAAAAUGGUUCACAGUCUCAAAAUAUAUCCAAAAAGGACCAACUGAAUGCAAAGAUCAACAUCAUAUUCGUGUUGAGGCUUUAGAUUGCAACACUGAAAAUAUUGAGAAUGGUUUGGAGUGCUUGUUUAGGAAGUUAAUCAGAACAAGGGCUUCCCUCUUAAAUAUUAUAUCUGAUCACUAA